AUGGCCACUCAUCUCGCCGCCAUCGCUAUUGAUAAAGGCGAACCCUUCAAGCUCCAAGCCCGCUCCACACCGAAACCAGGCCCAGGCGAGCUCCUCAUCGAGGUCAAAUCCGUCGCCCUUAACCCGGCAGACCGCUUGAUGCGUGAUCUUGGCCUCUUCAUACCCACCUACCCCACAGUCAUCGGCUUCGACAUCUCGGGACUAGUCCUUGAAGUCGGCGAGAAUGUUCCCGUCUCUGAGACCGAUGAAUAUACAGGGCUUUGUUUCCGACCGGGCAUCACCCGUGUCGCCGCCUACGCUGCCUCCUUCUGGAGGUCUUGCGAUCCUGACUAUGGUGCCUUUCAGGAGAAGUGCCUCGUCCUCUGGCAGCAUGCCGUGCCUCUUCCUGACGAGGGAAUGACUUGGAAUCAAGCAGCAACUUUGCCCGUCUCUGUUGAGGUACCACUUAACGCAUGGGAUAUCAUGGGGAUUCCACGGUUUGGAGAAGCGACUGCUCCUUCUUCCGUCUCCACUGCCCCCAUGGGCUCCAAUACAAGCGAAGGAACUCAGACCAAGAAACAAAAGAAAGAGGCCCUCUUAAUCUGGGGCGCUUCCUCCAGCGUGGGCACGAUGGGCGUACAAACCGCCCGAUUGCUACGAGAAGAUCGCUAUUCUUCUUUCGCCGCCGUAUACGCCACGGCCGGUGCAGCGAAUCACAAGUACGUAUCCUCGCUAGGCGCGGAUCGUGUGUUCGAUUAUAAAGAUCCGCAGGUUGUGGCUGCAAUUGUCUCAGCAGCCAGAGAAGAUGGCCUAGUUAUUCGACACUGUUUCCUUGCUACAGGUCAAAUAGCGCUGUGUCAAGCCGUACUUAAGGCUUUCCUCGGAGAUAACCAAGGAGAGGAAGGCCGGAAGGCGAAGAUUGCGUCGGCACCGGUUAUUCCGCCAGAUGCAGAGAAUUUGAAUGGGGUGGAAACUAUCUUUGUGAUGCCGUCAGCAAAUGAAGAGGAGAGGUUGGCUCAGUUCCGAUAUUGGAUGGGGACUUGGUUGAGGGAGAACCUGGCCAAAGGAGUUAUCAGGCCGAGUCCAGAGCCGAGGGUCGUGGGAAAGGGUUUGGUGGCUAUUAAUUCUGGGCUGGACUUGCUACUUCAAGGUGUCAGUUGUACGAAAUUGGUUGUAGAGGUUGCGGAGUGA
Molecule: messenger RNA, 1170 nt
Organism: Penicillium cataractarum
Lineage: Eukaryota; Fungi; Ascomycota; Eurotiomycetes; Eurotiales; Aspergillaceae
Product: zinc-binding alcohol dehydrogenase family protein
Exons: 1
Coding region: 1-1170 (389 amino acids)
Molecular function (GO): oxidoreductase activity, acting on NAD(P)H
Source: RefSeq, a predicted model, not a curated record